Messenger RNA from Nannochloropsis gaditana CCMP526, 1497 nucleotides. RefSeq names its product casein kinase I HRR25-like protein (gene HRR25). Bases 1 to 1497 code for a protein of 498 amino acids. The record is from RefSeq and is a predicted model, not a curated record. The transcript has 2 exons. Gene Ontology annotation, molecular function: protein serine/threonine kinase activity; ATP binding. Gene Ontology annotation, cellular component: nucleus; cytoplasm. Gene Ontology annotation, biological process: peptidyl-serine phosphorylation; signal transduction; endocytosis.
AUGAUUGGAAGAAGAUGCUGCAAGCUUUGCCGUGAUUUUGACAAAGCAAAGUCACCUUGGUUUUCUGAAGCCUUCAGACCACAGGACCAGCCCGUGUAUCCGCAGGCGGCGCAGCAGUUGGAUCUCCCUCACGGGCUUGUCUCUGGACUCUUGGGAGCCAGCGACAGUCGACCGCUGCAGACCCAGGCAUUGGCACCAGCCUCGUCAUCCCAGCACGCAGGCGCUGCGCCGACCUCUGGCGCGCGGAGAGUGGGAGUACCCAGCGGUCGCGGGGCAGCGGCGGGCACUGGGAGCGGAUCCUCGGGCAGUGGCUCGGCCCCGGGCACCAGGAAGGCAGGCAUGGACCUGCGCGUUAACAAAAAGUACCGGCUGAGCCGAAAAAUUGGAUCGGGCUCGUUCGGGGACAUAUACUUGGGAGUGAACGUGACGACAGGGGAAGAGGUGGCCAUCAAACUGGAGUCGGUGAAGACGAAGCACCCGCAGCUUCUGUACGAGUCCAAGAUCUACCGGAUCCUGUAUGGGGGCGUAGGCAUACCAAACGUCCGCUGGUUCGGGGUGGAGGGAGAUUAUAAUGUCAUGGUCUUGGACUUGCUGGGACCCUCGCUGGAGGACCUUUUUAAUUACUGCGGCCGCCGUUUCAACCUGAAAACUGUCCUUCUCCUAGCGCAGCAGCUGCUCUCCCGCCUGGAAUUCCUCCAUACGAAGAGCUUCAUACACCGAGACGUGAAGCCAGACAAUUUCCUCAUCGGACUGGGUCGGCACCACAACACGGUCUACAUCAUCGACUUCGGGCUGGCCAAGCGGUACCGGGACCCCCGCACCCACAAGCACAUCAUCUACCGCGAACACAAAAACCUGACGGGCACGGCGCGGUACGCAUCCAUCAAUACGCACAUCGGCAUCGAACAAUCCCGCCGAGACGACCUCGAGUCCUUGGGCUACGUAGUCAUGUACUUUUUGCGCGGGUCCUUGCCCUGGCAGGGGCUGAAAGCGCACACAAAGAAGCAGAAAUACGAGCGCAUCCUGGAGCGUAAGAUGGCUACAUCGCCCGAGCAGCUUUGUAAAGGCUUCCCCUCCGAGUUCCGGUCAUACUUUGAAUACUGCCGCGCCCUGCGUUUUGACGAUCGUCCUGACUACUCCUAUCUCAAGCGGCUCUUCUCAGAGCUCUUCCUUCGCAAGGGCUUCGCAGACGACGCCAUGUUCGACUGGACCAUCCUGAACAUGCAGCAAGAGCGGAGCCGACAGCAGCAGCAAGACGAGCAGGCCGGCGCCAAGGGACCCGGCGCAGAGGGGGAUGGAGCGAUGAGGAAGGAGCAGGACGGCCGGGCGAUGGAUACGGGUGCGAUGGGGGAAGCCGGAUGCAAGGUGGGGGAAGACGUCGCGCGGGAGAAGGGGGGAGCGAUCGGACUGGAUAGCAGGGGCGUGGAGAGGGCAGAGAUCGGUGUGGCCUUAGGGCGGCGGCGAGGCAUUCUGUCGCGACAAGACGACCCUACCUAG